GGUCACAAACAUCAACUAACGACUCCAUUUUUUUAUCGGGCUAAUUUGGGGAAAUCCAUUUUUUCUUAUAAAGAUUCAAGGGCAGCCUAUUUACUUUAACGUACGAUGGAAGCCAUCUCAAUGGCACACAAAGGGUUAAGGGGCUGUAGUACUCUGAUGCAUGCAAACAUUCUGAGCUCCUAGGAAGAGGAGAGUGACGGAAAUCUAAGAGUCUGUGUGUCGAGAGCUGGCUAUGGAGAGCACCGCGGACACUAAGAGAACUGCAGCGCACGUUGAAAACCCAACAGCACCGAAUUGUCUUUUUUCAUGUAAUUGGUAAUAGUUACUUAAACCUUAUUGAGCUCUGAUCUGCUGGUUCUCCUUACCUUCAGCCAUGUCUGGUCUUCAGUGCAAAGCGGUUUUUCUGUGGCUGUUUUUCGUCGGAGUCCGGACAGUGGGAGCGGUGGACGACCUGUGUAAUAAUUGCACCGUGUUGCGCAAUGUGGAAGACUUGCCCAAUCUGGAUUCAGACCUCUGCUGCGCGAUACUCAACUUCUCCGUGAGUGCUCUGGAAUGGAACGUCUUCACCAGGUUAUCCAGCCUGCGGGUUCUGCGCCUCUCAAACUGCGGGAUACUUGAGAUCGCGUCUAGCGAAGGAUGGAGAACACCGACAUCCAUCGAAUAUCUCUACAUGGAUAACAAUCACCUGAGAGGUCUUCCUGAUGGAUUUUUAGCCAAUGCCCCCAACUUGAAGGUGCUUCACCUUGAUUUUAACGAACUGCACCACCUGCCUCCGAACUUCCUGAUGGCCUCAGACCACAUAGAGGAGAUAGACCUAAGUUACAACUACCUGACCGCUCUUCCACUGACGAUCUUCAAACCUUCUCUCUCGGUACUUGGCUUCCUCAACAAUAGCUUAGAAUGUACCUGCGCCCUCUAUGACCACUUGGAACCAUUCUUCCGUAGCAAUGAUAGCCGUGGGAUGCUAGAAGACUUGACUUGUGCUUCGCCAAAAGAGGAUAAUGGAUUAAAAAUUAAAGAUGUCCAGAGAGGAAGCCUCUGCAGGUCACAUAGUUUAACCGUGGUGCUGAUCUGCAUUCCCCUCUUGGUGGUUUUAGGGUUUACGUGUUGGUAUCUUUGCUGCCGUAAACAAAAAGCCGCGUACGCCAACGCAAGGCAAGAGUGCAGCUUGGUUACCGUGGAACGCAACGGAACCUCAAAUUUAAGACAAUACCAUCAUUACGAACCUAGACAGCAUUCCCAAAAGGACAGGCAGGAGCUGGAAGCUAACCAGGUAAACGACCCCAUCUUACUGAAACCUUCUGCGGCCCUGUUGGGGAGCAGCCGGGAUCUCUAUGAAGAGGUGGAAAUAAAACUAGGGACGUCUGCAGAUCACUUGGUGGAGAAGGACGGUGACGUCAACCAAGAUGGCCCUGGGCUGAUGUUGGCGGACGAAGAGGAAGAUGAUGUAAAUAACCGGGCGGGAGACGAACUGGACGUGGAAACGGCGAGCGUGACAGAUGUCAUGAAAGACUCUACAGACCGGGAGAAGCUUUAUCUAAACCAGGCUACGGACUAUUACAGCCUGGUCCCCGGGAUUGAGCUGGAAGACUCGGAUCAUUGUGAAUAUGAAAGUGUUGACCUCUCCUGAGAGGUUCCUCUGGCUUUGCUAUUCUUAGGCAAGUGACCGAGUCGGUUAUUCAUUGUUGGGUUUGUGCCGUUUUGCAGAGGAACGCAUCAGACCGCAACGAACUGAGGAGGAGGCUUUUCUACGUGGCGCUACCCUGGCGUUCCGCGAUUAAUGAAGAUGAGGAGAUGCCGAGGUUAUCCUUCCAUCAAACACCAAGGACACACUAUUUUCAUUUACGUGUGCAGCUUCCAGAUAAAGAUAUAUAUUUAUUUGUAUAUUGAUACGGGGUGUUUUAAAGCCUCCAGCCCCGUUCAGGGUGAAUUAUAAUAAAGAUGUUUUAAUAUGAAUUAGAAAA
Molecule: messenger RNA, 1964 nt
Organism: Spea bombifrons (plains spadefoot toad)
Lineage: Eukaryota; Metazoa; Chordata; Amphibia; Anura; Pelobatidae
Exons: 4
Coding region: 374-1630 (418 amino acids)
Cellular component (GO): plasma membrane
Molecular function (GO): protein binding
Source: RefSeq, a predicted model, not a curated record